Molecule: messenger RNA, 5484 nt
Organism: Mugil cephalus (flathead mullet)
Lineage: Eukaryota; Metazoa; Chordata; Actinopteri; Mugiliformes; Mugilidae
Product: CSC1-like protein 2
Exons: 24
Coding region: 342-2873 (843 amino acids)
Cellular component (GO): plasma membrane
Molecular function (GO): nucleic acid binding; calcium-activated cation channel activity
Source: RefSeq, a predicted model, not a curated record
UGCAGACGUCAUUCUUUAAACCGGAGUGACUUCGCCUCCCGUUGGACUGGUCAGGUUAGCGAUAGUUGUUCAACCGGCUCACAGUUGGUUGUGUGUGCGCCAGCACCUACAGCUAGCCGGACAAUUUGACUAACUAGCUCUAGCUCGCCAGCUUCUGCGUUGUUAAUCCACAGUCGUUUGGUUUAGUUUAGCCGAAAGUCACUCUCCAGCCUCCACCUGUGUUGUUGGCCACAUCGAGGGGCUGAGUUAGCCAACGUUACAGCCGACUGCUAGCUCACGUUAGCAGCUUGUUUUAGUUUGUGCCCUGCUGUUGCAAGGUUGUCAACAUGCUGCAGUGAGUGAUGCACCGAGCCUUGAUAUUUACGAUGGCCAUCUUGGGGGUGCAGGGGUGCCCCGACUCGGAGAGCUGCACGACGCCUUCGCCCAACGUGAGCUCCAAGGAGUACUGUUACACUGCUCGAAUUCGCAGUACCGUACUCCAGGGUUUGCCUUUCGGAGGGGUGCCCACUGUCCUCGCCCUCGACUUUAUGUGCUUCUUGGCGCUGCUGUUUGUGUUCUCCAUCUUAAGGAAAGUAGCAUGGGACUACGGACGUCUUGCUUUGGUGACUGACGCUGAAAGAAGAAUGGAUCAGCGGUACAGUCGCCUGGAUGAACGGGAAUUCGUGGGAUCCAAUAUGACGUCCAACGAGACGCACGAACGCUAUGAGCGCCUCACCUCAGUGUCCAGCUCUGUCGACUUUGAGCAAAGAGACAAUGGUUUCUGCUCCUGGCUAACUGCUAUCUUCCGCAUCAAGGAUGAAGAGAUAAGGGAGAAGUGUGGCGAGGACGCGGUGCAUUACUUGUCCUUCCAGCGCCACAUCAUUGGGCUGCUGGUGGUGGUGGGGGUGCUCUCCGUGGGCAUCAUCCUGCCCGUUAACUUCUCUGGAAACCUUCUAGUUUCUUUUACAGAAAACAAUGCCUAUAGUUUUGGCCGCACCACUAUAGCAAAUCUUAAUGCAGAUAACACACUACUAUGGCUGCACACCACCUUCGCAUUUCUCUACUUGUUACUGACGGUGUACAGCAUGAGGCGGCACACGUCCAAGAUGCACUACAAGGAGGACGACCUGGUGAAACGCACAUUAUUUGUGAACGGAAUCUCCAAAUACGCGGAGGAGUCCGAGAUAAAGCAACACUUUGAGACUGCAUAUGAAAACUGUGUUGUGCUGGAAGCUCGUUCCUGUUACGACGUAGCCAAGCUCAUGAAUCUCGGCUCAGAAAGGAAGAAGGCAGAGCGCAGCAAGAAAUUCUUUCUCGACCUAAAGAACAAGGAGCAUGUUGACACCAUGAUCAACCCGAAGCCCUGUGGACACCUCUGCUGUUGCAUCAUUAAAGGCUGCGAGCAGGAAGAGGCAGUGGCCUACUACACCAAGCUGGAGUCCCAAUUAAGGGAUGAUUACAGGAAGGAGCGAGAGAAGGUUAACAGGAAACCUUUGGGAAUGGCCUUCGUUACCUUCCAGAACGAGUCCAUAACUGCCAUAAUUUUAAAGGACUUCAAUGCUUGCAAGUGUCAGGGCUGUCACUGCCGCCGCGAGCCCAAGGUGUCUCAGUUCAGCAGCAAGCUGCACACGCACAACUGGACGGUCAGCUACGCUCCCGAUCCACAAAAUGUCUACUGGGAGCAUCUGUCAGUGGGUGGAAUCUCCUGGUGGCUCCGCUGCUUGAUAAUCAACAUUGUCCUCUUCCUCCUCCUCUUCUUCCUCACCACCCCGGCCAUCAUCAUCACCACUAUGGACAAGUUCAAUGUUACCAAGCCAGUGGAGUACCUAAAUAAUCCAAUUAUCACCCAGUUCUUCCCCACCCUCCUCCUGUGGUCAUUCUCCGCCUUACUUCCCACCAUCGUCUACUACUCUGCCUUCUUCGAAGCCCACUGGACCCGGUCAGGAGAGAACAGGACUACAAUGCAUAAAUGCUACACUUUCUUGAUCUUUAUGGUCCUGUUGCUGCCCUCCCUGGGACUCACCAGUUUGGAUGUUUUCUUCCGGUGGCUUUUUGACAAAAGAUUCUUGGCGGACGCUGCAGUGAGAUUUGAGUGUGUGUUCCUACCUGACAAUGGAGCCUUCUUUGUCAACUAUGUCAUCGCGUCUGCGUUCAUCGGUAAUGCCAACGACCUGCUGAGGAUCCCUGGGUUACUCAUGUACAUGAUCCGCCUCUGCCUGGCUCGCUCUGCGGCUGAGCGCAAGAACGUCAAAAGGCACCAAGCCUAUGAGUUCCAGUUCGGGGCUGCCUAUGCCUGGAUGAUGUGUGUCUUCACUGUGGUCAUGACCUACAGCAUCACCUGCCCAAUCAUUGUCCCUUUUGGCCUGAUGUACAUGUUGCUCAAACACCUGGCAGACAGAUACAACAUGUACUAUGCCUACCUGCCAUCCAAACUGGACAAGAAGAUCCACUCUGGGGCCGUGAACCAAGUGGUGGCUGCUCCUAUCCUCUGCCUUUUCUGGCUUCUUUUCUUCUCCACUGUUCGCUCGGGGUUUACAGCUGCGACGUCCAUGUUUACAUUUGUGGUUUUGAUCAUUACAAUCAUCAUUUGCCUCUCUCACGUCUGCUUUGGACAUUUUAAAUAUCUCAGUGCGCACAACUACAAGAUUGACCCCCAGAUGGAUAUAUCGGACGAAGAACGUCAAGCAGGCCCUGCUGUUUCUACCAAGGCAGCUCAAAUGUACAUCGCUCAGAUACUUCAGGAUCCAAAUUCGGAGGAAGCGGGUUCAGGCAGUGGCGAGGAUGACGGCCAGGGGUCCUCGCAGGACGAGGAAAUAAUCAGUGUGGAAAAUGGCCUGAAUGAGGACUUCCAGUCUGGUGAGGACAGCCUCAUUGACAAUGAAGUGCGGCAAUGAUGCUGCCUGAAGCUUAACUUGAGGAGUGCACUGAAUAUGUGAAUUACACAAGGAACUGAACCAACAGUUCUCCAAAGCAUCUCAACCUCCAUCGAGGGACUUAACACUAACUUAAAGCACACUGUCUACUAAGGAUUAAACGGAUUGUGGCAAAAAGGACUCUUGCAUUACCUUCAUUGGGUCUCACCAAACUACGUCUUCUGUAUAACUGCAGAGGGAGUCUACACUGACAAUGCGAGGGGCAGCAACAUCUCUCGCUCCGACAUAGCUGAGGCACGCCCCAAAUUACUGCACAAGGACCAAUGAAAGAGGACACUAAUGCACAUAUGAAGAAUUGUAUGCCUUGUCUCGUGAGGGGGAAUGCUUUUCUGUCUGUGUUUCCUUAACAUUAUUGCACUUGAACAAGAGGACCCGUAAGCUCAAGGUACUGCAGUGUGGCAUGAAAAUUCAAAAGGUUGGGGGACGGGGGGGGGUUUCCCACAAUCCUUUGCCAGUGUUUCUGCUCUUGUCUGCACUAGAUGCUUCCCCCUGCAUAAUCAGCUUAUGAGAGAGACGAGCAAGAGGGUAGUUUCCAUGCCAACGGUUAGCCGAGUCUGUGCAGGUGUGCAGAUGUGAUUAUUUCUAAUUGUUCUUCCAAUUCCAUAGAAGCCUUUACAAAUAAAUUUUAAAAAAAAAAAAAGGAAAGUUUUUGCUACUAACACUCCUGGAAGCUUUGACACUACACACUUACAAACCUCUGGAUUUGUAAUUUAACUAUUUUUUUUUUUUUUUGACAUGGUAUUUAUUUAUAGGCAUUUAUAGAAAUACCCCUGAAACUGUGGAAGAAGAUAAUUAUUAUCUUGGCACACUACAUUGAAAAGGAUCUCAUUAAAGUUCAGUCUCUGAGCCUGAGUUGGGACUGCUGCUACUGAUGCUGCCCCCAGAAGGGGAAAAUCUUUGCACAGCUGCGUGCAGGAGGCCUGUGGAAAUUUUGUGUGUUUGGUUCAGAGGAAGGAGAGCUAGGCCUUUUUAUUUUUAUUUUUUAAGGUGUUCCUGGGUCAAAUAACACCCACUGUGACUGGUUCUUUAUUUGUUGUUUUCAUUUGUAUCUUUUUUUGUUUUGUUUAUAUGUUUACGUCUUUUUGUAGAGAUUUUGAAAUUUAGCGUUCGGUUUAGGUCGCUAUGGAUGACGUCUCUCCGUCAGUGUUUGGUAGACAUCGUACAGGUAUAUUGAGCAUUGUUACAGUUCCACAAAUCUCGGGUUCGGCUGCAUGAGAGGGUUUUUUACCAGUUACAGGGGAUCAGGUCCAAAUCUAUACAUACAUCUACUAUGCCGCUUCCUGUGUUGCUACGAAUUUAGUCAAGCUUAAGGCCACAGUUGUACAUUCCAGGUGUAGAUCCGGCUCUGUCAGGCCUCCACCGUAACAACUCUUGCAUACUAAAAACACGCAGAUUAAAUGUUCCUAACAUAUCCCUGACCUGCCUCAGCCAUACGACAAAUACAUGUACGUAAAGAUAACACUAAAGUUAAAGUGAAAUGCAGUGAUCUUACUCAGGAUUUAUCUUGCAAAGUACCACUACUGUUAUUAUCGGAGCAUAACAUGAUAAAAUGUAUUAUCCAGCUAUGGGAAAUGUGCACUAAUCCUUCUUUCACUUAUAUGACUGACAGGGAAGGGCACACUCCCCGUUGGUGUGAUGACGACAAUGGUGAACAUAAACUGUUAACGUAGUUUGUCCAUCGGUAUGUUAGCGACACUUCUGGGUAUAUUAUCAUGGUACUAAGAGAAUUGUUUGACACCAUUGAGUCUGGAGCUCUUCUAGUCAUGAUAAGGUGAUUUUAUUUUUAUUUUUUUUUUAUACCUCUUCAUUUUUUAUACCUCUGAGAUGUCUUGAAAUCUCUGAAUGUGUCCUGUCCAAAUAACAUACACUGUCCAACCUUGAGGGAGAUGCUUCAAAUCUCUGCUUGUCUAACUCCAUUUUUUUAAAAGCUCUGAAUGUAGAUUAAUUCCUGACCUUUAGCUAAAGCAAAAAUGGCCUGAGUCAUAAGAGUGACUGCUGUAUUAAAAGAAGCUCAGUUGCUAACCAGAUAUUGAAUGGUUUUAUACUGUUAAAAAACAAAACAAACAAAAAAAAAACUUACUGAUGUCCCGUCUAAUGUCACGGCAUUUCAUUUGAGGAUAGAUUUGUCAGUCUGAUGGCUGCAAUGAUUUCUAAUAGUCUUUUUGCUAAUUCCAUGUGUCCGUGAUGAUUUAUUUUAUUCUAGAUUAUCUUUAUAAGAUCUGUAUAGACAGCCAGACUCACUGGAAAUGAAUGGAUUGUUUUCUGUUAAACAGCCAUGCUCUACUAGAAGUUCUCAGCUUGUUCCUACCAUGUAUUCAGAAUGGGUAGUAAAACGUCUCUGCGCCUCAAAACUGUGCACAACUAGAAUGUGUUUUUUCUGUGCUUUGCCUUUUUUUUCUUUUCUUUUUUUUUUUAGGUUUAGCUUUUUCUAGAUAAGGACAGUAACUUUAGCAGAACAUUUUUAUUUUAUUUUGUUUUUGUUUUUGCAAAGGGCCAUGUGUACAACAGGUAUGUAUUGUGUAUAUCUGUGUUUCUCUGGAGCUCUUUCAACAAUAAAUCCGUAUUUAAUCAA